AUGGUGGCUGAUGGCCCGGAUUGCAAUGGGGAGAACGAUUUCUCGAAGCGUUUCUAUGCAGUCAUGUACACAAUCAUCUUGGUUCCUGGGCUGAUUGGGAACAUUUUAGCCCUCUGGGUAUUUUAUGGGUACAUGAAAGAAACAAAGCGGGCUGUGAUUUUUAUGAUCAACCUUGCGAUUGCAGACUUGGCACAAGUUUUGUCUUUGCCUCUGAGGAUUUUCUACUACCUGUCAGAAAGCUGGCACCUUGGGAAGGAGCUGUGCAUGUUUUGCUUCUACCUGAAAUAUGUCAACAUGUAUGCAAGCAUCUACUUCUUGGUUUGCAUCAGUGUGAGGCGGUUCUUAUUCCUCAUGUAUCCCUUUAGGUUCAGUGACUGCAAACGCAUCUAUGACGUGUACGUUUGCAUUGCUGGGUGGAUUCUAGUCUGUGUUGGCUGCUUGCCUUUCCCCCUUCUACGACUCACCUCUAAUGAGACACACAUUAGUAAUAAAUGCUUUGUGGAUCUUCCAGUAAAGGCUGUUGAUGGUACCAUCUCUAUAGUAAUGAUGUCCUUUGGUGAACUAGUUGGAUUUGUAACUCCUCUGCUGAUCAUCGUCUAUUGUUCGUGGAAGACCAUCUUAUCUCUAAAAGAAAAAAAUUCAGUUUCCCAAGACCUUGGAGAGAAACGGAAAGCUCUGAAGAUGAUCCUGACUUGUGCCGUGGUCUUUCUGAUUUGCUUUGCACCUUACCACAUCAGCUUCCCGUUGGAUUACUUUGUGAAAGCCAACAAGAUAAAAGACUGCUAUGCCCGAAAAGUGAUUUUGAUAUUCCACACGGUGGCCUUGUGCCUUGCCAGCUUAAACUCUUGUGCAGACCCUGUCAUUUAUUAUUUUACCACAGAUGAGUUCCGAAGACGGCUUUCAAGGCAAGAUUUGCAGGACAGCAUUCAGCUCCAUAACACACGCUAUGAAAAUACAAAUGGCCCAGAGCAGCAGACCUCACUUGGGUGUGUGGCAGAAAAUCCAAGUCAUACUGUUUGA
Podarcis lilfordi (Lilford's wall lizard) is the source of this 1020-nucleotide messenger RNA. NCBI's taxonomy places the organism in Eukaryota, Metazoa, Chordata, Lepidosauria, Squamata, Lacertidae. The record is from the annotation of a GenBank genome assembly.